ACCUGUCGAGGCGGGUCUCUGCAGUGGACUCUCCUGGUCGCUCAUUGCCAAAGCGGGCGAGCCUUCAGCAGGAACCAGGAUGGAUCAGGUCAAAUACGGCGUCCAGGAAAAGCUGGAGAUCGUGGGAAUGGAGGACGAGGACGGGAACCCCGUCAGCGCUCUAAGCAUCUUGUCGCUGCUGGAGCGCGUGGCUGGCAUCAUUGAUAACGUGCAGGCAGGCCAACGCCGCAUGGAGGAUCGGCAGCUGGAGCUUGAUGACAACAUCAAGAGUGUCCAGGGGGACAUCCUCAAGCUGGCCAAGGACCACUCCGACACCAGCGGCUCCGUGGACAAACUUCUGCAGAAAACACGCAAGGUCAGCGCCAACGUCAAGGACGUGCGAGCGCGUGUGGACAAGCAGAACGUGCGUGUCAAGAAGGUGGAGAGCGCCCAGGACCAGCUGCUCACUAGGAACAAGUUCAGAGUGGUCAUCUACCAGGGGGAUGCUGAGGUUCCAUCGGUGGCCAUCACCAAGGCUCCAAAGGUGGCAGGCCUGGAGGCUUUGGAGCUGGAGGCCGACGCCUAUGACAUACCGGCUGACCUCUCCUCGGAUGAGGAGUACCUGAGCAUGGAGGAGGCGGACCCCUCUAGAGCAGCCCGCUUCAAGAAAUCCAUGGUGAAGAGCAGUGAGACCCUCAAGGCUGCCUUCUCCAAGGAGAACAUGAGCAAGACCAAAGACCAUCUGGGUACCAAGUUCCACAACCUGGGAGAGAAGGUCAUGCCCCCUGAACGGCGUGAGAAGAUGCACCAGGCCGGAGAGCGCCUCAAGCAGAGCGGAGAACGCCUCAAGGAGAACAUCGCCAAGAAAGCCCCCGCUAAAGACACCUUCCGUAUCAAGACCAAGAAGGAACGUGCUGUGGCUGAGGGCCAGGAAGGGGGCCAGGAGGGCGCCCAGCCUCCGGGGGUUGCCUACACCGAGGUGGUCUCCAACACCAAGAAGGAGGGGCAGGUGAAGGACGCCAAAGUAGAGGAUGAUUAAUAGACCAAAGUAGACCACAGGGGAGCUGGUCUGAUUGGCACCUGCUGGUGUUCUUAUUACAUCUUUCUCUUGCCUUAUUUGCAGCAUCACCGUGUCAGGACAAUAAUCAUACAAAAGUAUUAUACAAUUUAAAAGAAGCCUUUCGAGGUAACUUAGCAGACUUUUUCUGUAGCUUUUGAGGGGGGCGUCACUCUUAGAAAGGAGAGGGGAUGUGGCCAUCAUUUACAAUCCUUAUGUGAAACAUUAGCGCAUAUUUCUUUCCCUUUUCUGUGUAUUAUAACACAGGAAGUCUAGUUAAUAUGAGUGAGCCACCAAUGCAUGUCAUUGGGACACACCUAUUUUGACUAUGAAGAAAAAAAAUCACUAUCGCAAUGUAUUAUAUACGUACAUUCUGAACAAGUACAUUGAUGAUAACAUAUAAUACCUACAGUAUUUUGUCCUACGACAACGUCUGCUCUCAUUGGGAUGCCGAUUAGUGGACUAGCAUCAAUAGUAUCUUUCAGCACGAGACGUGUGCUUCCCGUUGAGCUGGUAAAUUCAAAAUAAUCUUCAGGGCAAACAAGUAUCUUGCUGAGUCUUUGUAGCGAUGUUGUUGGGUCUUGGUUGUGAGCUGGUGUCCUUCAGUCUGUCCUGUUGUUUUGUUGGUGGCUUGUGGAAUCUCAAAGUUGAACAACUAUUAUGGCUUAUUGCCACAACCUUCAACAAUACACGUCUGAGACAUGAUUUACUAUAACCUGGUGUUAACAUUUUAAAACUAACACAGAACCAGCACCAUUAGGUAGCGUAACUAGGAAGUAGCUUGAGUGAUAUAGGCUAGGGUUCAUGUACUUGGUGUUCGCUACUACAAUAACAAUAUUGCUGUAAAUAUACAGGUCAGUUAUGUCAACGCAACGCUGUUGCUGUUCUUUUUAGUUUUUUUUGUUGGGCUUAAGCAUGAAACUAGCGCUGUCCCAAUGCCGUGUAUUGUUAGCUAGCUCGUAUCAACUUUUCUUGCAUUAUAAUGCACAGAAAGGGCAAGAAAUAUGUGUUCAUUUUCAUAUAAUGGUUGUGAAUGGUAAAAAAAAAAGGUUCCCCUUUAAGUACUGUCUGUUAUUUGCUUCCUUGGCAGUGCCUCUUUGUACCCUGAUAUCACAUGGUAAGAUAAUGUAUACAAGUCCACAGCAAGAAGUGCGACAAAAUACAGCAUGCUCAAAAAUGGUGUGUGUGUGUGUGUGUGUAGCGAUGGACACUUACCACCCUCAAUAGUCGCCAUCUUGGUUUCACACCGGAAAAGGCAGGACUAACCGGACAGGUUGCAAUUCAUCAUUAAAACGGUACACGUGAACAAUGACAGUAAUCACUUUGGGACACACUACACUGUCAGAAUUCCUAUACUUGUACUGAUGCAAGUAUUCCAUUUGAGACCAGCUAAAAUACAUGUCAAUCAGUUCUUGGACAUCCCCUGGUGGUCAUGACAAAUAUGAUCAAUAAAAUGUUUCAAGUCAGACAUCUUCUUUUUUCAUCUUAUUAACGUCACCUAUAACAUUUACACUUGACAUAUGUUUUCUUUUUUAUUCAAAAAAUAAGAAAGAAAACAUUAAAAUUGACAAGCUGACCAUAUAAUGACUGCAUGAACAUUUUGUACAACAAAAAUGUAUAAACGGGAACUUUUAUUCAGCAACGUACAAAAGAGAACUUCAGUGAGUG
Messenger RNA from Doryrhamphus excisus (bluestripe pipefish), 2704 nucleotides. It is a transcript of the gene cavin4a, whose product is annotated as caveolae associated protein 4a. NCBI's taxonomy places the organism in Eukaryota, Metazoa, Chordata, Actinopteri, Syngnathiformes, Syngnathidae. The record is from RefSeq and is a predicted model, not a curated record. Gene Ontology annotation, cellular component: cytoplasm; caveola. Gene Ontology annotation, biological process: regulation of gene expression.